GUCUCAGCUCUCGCGAGGUUUCGUCUUCCGGGACUCGCAGGGGGACGUUCUCGGUGAAUGGUGUGGCGAUGUGUGGGGACUGUGUGAAGAAGGAGUACCCCAAUCGGGGAAACACCUGUCUGGAGAAUGGAUCGUUCUUAUUGAACUUCACAGGCUGUGCGGUGUGCAAUAAGCUGGAUUUUAUGCUGAUCACAAACAGAUCCCUGAAGGAGGAAGAUGGAGAAGAAAUAGUUACCUAUGAUCAUCUGUGUAAGAACUGUCAUCAUGUAGUGGCCAGACAUGAGUACACCUUCAGUAUCAUGGAUGAAUUCCAGGAGUACACCAUGCUGUGUCUGUUGUGUGGCAAAGCUGAAGACACUAUCAGUAUUCUCCCUGACGACCCCCGACAAAUGACUCUGUUGUUCUAAGCUUCCUGCGGAUUUACCUCCUUGCAAGAAAAAGUAAUUUGGGGAAUUGCUGUUUCCUAGAGUUGAGCUCCUCUGCGAAGGUCCCUGUACACAUCAGGGCAGCCAGAGUGAAAUGUCUUUGCUAGCGGUUAUUUGGCUAGAAAACCACUCGAACCUAUGCACGUCCUGCACUCAGAGGUUGGUCUCCUGUCAGAGGAAUCCAGGACUCCUUGCAAAAGUAAAUGAUGAAGUGGGGCAGGAAUUCUACAUGGUGAACUUAGAGUAUUUUGUACUACAAAAAAUAAAUAAACAAACAACAACAACAACAACAAAAACCCACAAAAAACAAACCACAGUGAUUAAGGGAUGGCCAGACAAGAACUCCCAGUGAACACAGCAGUAGUAAUGUGAAAAUAAGUGACUUGAUAUUGGAUCAUAGCCCAGAAUGUGUAGUCAGUAUCCAUGGGUCCAUGGUGAUAGCAAUGAUUGGGUGGAUGGAUGGAUAAAAAUAAAUAAGGGAGGGAGAGAGAAAGGGAGGGAGGGGCGUGGAUUUCCGAUGGUUCUACUUCCUCAGUGUGGGCUGUGUGCCUUCCUUCCAGAGUAGCAUGGAGAGGGGAAAGAGUGACUUUAAGGAAGAGAGCCCUAACAAACCCUGGCUUAGCCAGGCGGUCAAGGUUAAUCCUGCCAACGGUACGCCAUCUUGAUGUCAGACACUCUUGAUAUGAUGCAGUGUGAAGAGCUCUGAGUUUUUCUUCCCAGAGAGCCAUAGUCCAUGUAAUCAUAAGAACCACCAAGUUCAGUUCUACAGACUGAUAGUAUCUUUCAAAGCAACUAAGGUCUUCAAAAACAAGGAAAAUCUGAGAAACUAGGAGGCUAAGGAGGAAUGGUAACUGAAUGUACUGGGACCUAAAUGGAAGCCUAUCGCAGAGGAAGGACGCAUGGGAGAAACCAGAGACAUCCAUCGGAGUCAAGGAUGGAACGUAAGUUUAUAGGAUCUCACUUACUCCAAAGGGAUCAUAGAAUGUGUUGUGUGCAUAAUUGAAAGAGCACUGGCUUGGUGGUCAUAGCCCUGGCAUUUAGGCCACCUUGUCCUCUGGAAGCAGAUAGCCACUAAACAGAGCCGUACUCUAGACUUCAGUAUCCUGUUUCUGUAAAACUAGGCUAACAGAAUGUGAUAUUGUACUCCUCUUGCAGUAUUGCUAGGAGACCCAAAUGAACUAGUGAAUGUAAAAUACUUCAGAAAGCCUA
Molecule: messenger RNA, 1634 nt
Organism: Peromyscus leucopus (white-footed mouse)
Lineage: Eukaryota; Metazoa; Chordata; Mammalia; Rodentia; Cricetidae
Gene: Churc1
Product: churchill domain containing 1
Exons: 5
Coding region: 69-407 (112 amino acids)
Biological process (GO): positive regulation of DNA-templated transcription; multicellular organism development; fibroblast growth factor receptor signaling pathway
Molecular function (GO): zinc ion binding
Source: RefSeq, a predicted model, not a curated record